CCAUUUUCACAACUACACCAUAUGAAACUACACCAAGUGAGUCUGGGACAACAGUUAUGAUUACAGAAACAACCACAGACACCAUUUCUACAACUACACCACAUGAAACCACACCAAGUGAGUCUGGGACAACAGUUAUGAUUACAAAAACAACCACAGACACCAUUUCUACAACUACACCACAUGAAACUACACCAAGUGAGUCUGCCACAACAGAUGUGAUUUCAGAAACAACCACAGAGCCCCUUUCUACAACUCCACUAUUUGAAACUACACCAAGUGAGUCAGCCACAACAGAUGUGAUUUCAGACACAACCACAUACCCCCUUUCUACAACUCCACCAUAUGGAACUACACCAAGUGAGUCAGCCACAACUGAUGGGACUUCAGAAACAACCACAGACACGAUUUCUACAACUACACCAUAUAAAACUACACCAAGCGAGUCUGCCACAACAGAUGGGACUUCAGAAACAACCACAGACACCAUCUCUACAACUACACCAUAUGAAACUACACCAAGUGAGUCUGCCACAACAUAUGGGACUUCAGAAACAACCACAGACCACUUUUCUACAACUACACCAUAUGAAACUACACCAAGUGAGUCUGCCACAACAGAUGGGACUUCAGAAACAACCAUAGACACGAUUUCUACAACCACACCAUAUGAAACUACACCAAGUGAUUCAGCCACAACAGAUGGGACUUCAGAAACAACCACAAACACGAUUUCUACAACUACACCAUAUGAAACUACACCAAGCGAGUCUGCGACAACAGUUAUGAUUUCAGAAACAACCAUAGACCCCUUUCUACAACUACACCAUAUGAAAAUACACCAAGUGAGUCUUCCACAACAGUUGUGACUUCAGACACAACCAUAGACACCAUUUCUACAACUACACCAUAUGAAACUACACCAAGUGAGUCUGCCACAACAGAUGGGACUUCAGAAACAACCACAGACCACUUUUCUACAACUACACCAUAUGAAACUACACCAAGUGAGUCUGCCACAACAGAUGGGACUUCAGAAACAACCAUAGACACGAUUUCUACAACCACACCAUAUGAAACUACACCAAGUGAUUCAGCCACAACAGAUGGGACUUCAGAAACAACCACAAACACGAUUUCUACAACUACACCAUAUGAAACUACACCAAGCGAGUCUGCGACAACAGUUAUGAUUUCAGAAACAACCAUAGACCCCUUUUCUACAACUACACCAUAUGAAAAUACACCAAGUGAGUCUUCCACAACAGUUGUGACUUCAGACACAACCAUAGACACCAUUUCUACAACUACACCAUAUGAAACUACACCAAGUGAGUCUGCCACAACAGAUGGGACUUCAGAAACAACCACCUACACGAUUUCUACAACUACACCAUAUGAAACUACACCAAGUGAGUCUGCCACAACAGAUGGGACUUCAGAAACAACCACAGACCCCUUUUCUACAACUACACCAUAUGAAACUACAACAAGUGAGUCUGCGACAACAGUUAUGAUUUCAGAAACAACCACAGACCCCUUUUCUACAACUACACUAUAUGAAACUACAACAAGUGAGUCUGCGACAACAGUCAUGAUUUCAGAAACAACCAUAGACCCCUUUUCUACAACUACACCAUAUGAAACUACACCAAGUGAGUCUUCCACAACAGUUGUGACUCCAGACACAACCACAGACCCCUUUUCUACAACUACACCACAUGAAACUACACCAAGUGAGUCUUCCACAACAGUUGUGACUUCAGACACAACCACAGACCCCUUUUCUACAACUACACCAUAUGAAACUACACCAAGUGAGUCUGCCACAACAGAUGUGACUUCAGAAACAACCACACACACCUUUCCUACAUCUACACUAUAUGAAACAACAGCAACAAGUGAGUCUUCCACAACACUUGUGACUUCAGCAACAACCACAGACAUUUCUCCUUCAACUACACCAUUUGGAUCUACAGUAACAAGUGAGUCUGCUACAACAGUUGAGACUUUAGCAACAACCACAGCAAUCUCAUCUACAAGUACACAAUAUGAAACUACAUCAACAAGUGGAAUUACCACAACAGUCAAGACUGCUGAAACAACUACAGUUAACGCUAUGACAUCCACAUCAAUAGCCACAACUAGUGCCACAGAAACCAGCACUACAACUAUAAAACCACUUAUCAAUUGUCAAAAUGGCGGAACUCCAACAGAAAAUGGCUGCUACUGCCCACCUCUUUUUACAGGAAAUGAGUGCCAACAUAUUCAAGUUGAAAUAUCAGGUGAAAUUGAAAGGACAGCCAUUGCUGAAAUAGAAAUAAAUAGUGAAUAUAACCCUAAAUACAAUGAUUCAUCCUCAGAAGAAUAUAAAAGCUUUGUACUAUACUUCAAAAGUCAGAUGGAGCCAUACUACCGUGACAAAAUUACAAACUUCAGGAAUAUAACAAAUGUAGAACUCAGUGAAGGGACAACUAUCACAGCCCGAAAGCAGAGAAUGAGGAGAGAAAUAGAAAAAAAUACUUUUAAAAGUGUAAAUGCUAAGCAUGACAUUGUUGUACAAAUCGAUACCAAUGAUCCGAAUGAGGACUAUAAUAAGGUCUUUCAGUCCAUCAAAGAAUCUGUUGAAUUGAUAAAGGACUGUACUCCAACAAUAUCUAGCUGCCCAAAUUUUACUGUUAUUGAUGUCCAGGUCAACAAAACUGAACUGAGUGACACAGAGUACUGUCUGCUAGUUACUGAAUUGCUUCCUGAGGAGUAUCGCCAAUUUUUCAGUCCUGCUACUGUGCAGGGCGAACUAAAAUGUGUCACUCAAUGUCAUCCUAAUCAUCCUAAUCCAAGGAUUUGCAAAAACAAGGGUACCUGUGAGGUUUCCAAGGAAGGACCAGCCUGUUACUGUACACAGUCAGAUGCAAAUUGGUAUCUUGGAGAAGACUGCGAAUACCAAAUUCACAAAGUGGGCUUCUAUGCUGGAAUGGCAGUUGUUGCUGUGGUUUUAGUAUUAACUGUAGCAGUGCUUUCAGCAAAAAUCUUGCUUAAUAAAAGAAAACAGAAGAGGUAUAAAGACAAUAAGGAAGCGCUUGUAAAUCAGUGGAUAGACGAAGACUUUGAGUGGCCUUCGCAAAACAGAUCAAACACAACACAUUUGGUUGAGGCAUAUGAUAAUCCUGCACAAUCAAAUGAGAACGUCUUCAGCAUGACUACCACACCUACCAGAACAGCUUCUUCCACACAUCCUUCUUCCCACCAUUUUGAUUUGCCCCAAAAUGGAAUUUCACUUCAGUAUCUGCGAAAUAAUCACCCCAUGGAAAUGAACCCACCUCAGAUGUACACUUCUUCAAGGCCACAAACAUACAACUCCGAUGUAUGAUGAUUAGCAUCAUCACACAUUCCCAAAAUUAAAAACUUUGUUAAAAAAGGGGUUUUAUCCAUGGAGAACAGCAUUUAGAUUAGACUUGAUUAAAGAAGCCUUUUCUACAAUUUCCACAGAUUAUUCUAGAUACUUUUAAAUUACUUUACAUUUAAUGCAUUUAUUUUUUGAAAUAUCUUACCAUAUUUAUUUAGAUCCUAUACUGUACACUAUAUUUUAGAAUGUCUUUAUUAAUGAUUUAUAACAGAUUUUAUAUCUGUCGUACAGUAACUGUGGUUGAGUCAGUAUUUUUGCUAAUAAAUGCACAAUUCAUUAAAUAUAUUUAUUACGUUGUCUUUAAAAAAAUUAUAUAUAUAUAUA
Messenger RNA from Silurus meridionalis, 3730 nucleotides. It is a transcript of the gene muc3a, whose product is annotated as mucin 3A, cell surface associated. Lineage: Eukaryota; Metazoa; Chordata; Actinopteri; Siluriformes; Siluridae. The coding region runs from base 1190 to 3370 and encodes 726 amino acids. The transcript is spliced from 11 exons. The record is from RefSeq and is a predicted model, not a curated record.